GUUCCCACAAUCCUCUGCGCCCGGAGCCAUUUCCCUGUGAAACGCGGUGCAGUCGAACAUUAAGUUUAAUUCUCAUUUUCUAGUUUAUUUCUAAAUAUAAAUCAUUCCAGGAGAAGAUUUUACUGCUCAAGCGCGUGUGAAAACUCUACAUCGCCAACAUGCCGCGAAUUAUGAUUAAAGGAGGAGUGUGGCGGAACACUGAGGAUGAAAUUCUCAAAGCCGCUGUUAUGAAAUAUGGCAAGAAUCAAUGGUCUCGAAUCGCAUCCCUGCUGCACCGCAAAUCUGCCAAACAGUGUAAAGCCAGAUGGUAUGAAUGGUUGGACCCCAGUAUUAAGAAGACAGAAUGGUCACGUGAGGAAGAGGAGAAACUUCUUCACUUGGCCAAACUGAUGCCCACUCAAUGGAGAACAAUCGCUCCCAUUAUCGGCCGGACGGCCGCUCAGUGCCUAGAGCACUAUGAAUAUCUGCUAGAUAAAGCUGCUCAGAGAGAGAAUGAAGAUGAUGUGGGUGACGACCCUCGCAAAUUAAAACCCGGCGAGAUUGACCCGAACCCUGAGACCAAACCAGCUAGACCUGACCCAGUGGACAUGGAUGAAGAUGAGCUGGAGAUGCUGUCUGAAGCCAGGGCACGUUUGGCCAACACACAGGGCAAGAAGGCAAAGAGGAAGGCCAGAGAGAAACAGCUGGAGGAGGCUCGGCGUCUGGCAGCGCUACAAAAGCGCAGGGAGCUGCGAGCUGCAGGAAUCGACAUUCAGAAGAAACGCAAGAAAAAGAGAGGUGUGGACUACAACGCUGAGAUCCCCUUUCAGAAGAAACCAGCGCAGGGCUUCUACGAUACAUCCAUGGAGCUGUACGACCCUUUGGAGCCCGAUUUCAAGCGCUUGCGCCAGCAGCAUCUUGAAGGAGAACUGAGGAACGAGAAGGAGGACCGUGACCGUAAGAAGGACCGACAGAAGAUCAAGAAGAAGAAAGAAUCAGAUCUUCCUUCUGCCAUCCUGCAGACCAGCGGCGUGUCUGAGUUCACUAAGAAGAGAAGCAAACUUGUGUUGCCAGCACCGCAGAUCUCUGAUGCUGAACUGGAGGAGGUGGUCAAACUGGGUCAGGCCAGUGAAAUCGCACGUCAGACGGCUGAAGAGUCAGGAAUCACUAACUCGGCGUCCAGCGCUCUUCUGUCUGAAUACAAUGUCACCAAUAACUCAAUGGCCCUGCGCACACCCAAAACUCCGGCUGCACAGGACAAAAUCCUGCAGGAAGCUCAGAAUCUCAUGGCACUUACGAAUGUGGACACUCCUCUUAAAGGAGGUCUGAACACACCCCUCCAUGAAAGCGACUUCUCAGGGGUCACCCCGCAGAGACAGGUGGUUCAGACGCCCAACACUGUACUGUCUACACCCUUCAGAACCCCUGCUCACGGAUCGGAGGGCAUGACACCUCAAGGUGGAAUGACACCCAAACCCUCGAUUGGUGUUACCCCCGGCAGGACCCCUCUGCGUGACAAACUCAACAUCAACACUGAGGAGGGUGGUGUGGACUACAGUGACCCAUCAUAUGCUAAACACUUACAAAGGGAGUCCCGUGAGCAGCUCAAGUUGGGUCUGAUGUCUCUGCCGGUGCCCAAGAAUGAUUUUGAGAUCGUUCUUCCUGAAAACGCAGAGAAAGAGCUGGAGGAGGCCGAGGUGGACGAAAGCUUCGUGGAGGACGCGGCCGAGAUCGAACUACGCAAGCAGGUGGCCAGAGAUGCAGAGAGAGAGAAGGAACUCCGUCAGAGACACACGCCGGUUCAGAGAGAUUUACCAAGACCCUCGGCGGUGAACGAGACGAUACUCAGGCCUCAGAACGUGGAACCUCCUCUGACGGACCUUCAGCAGGCCGAGGAACUCAUUAAGAAGGAGAUGAUCACCAUGAUCCACUUUGACUGCCUGCAUCAUCCAUUCAGUGAAUAUCAAGCUAAGAAGGCCAAAGGUCUUGGAUCAAGCUCGAACAACACCGAACAUGUGGCAUACCUGGAGCAGAAUCCAUACAAUAAGAUCUCAGAGGAGGAGCUGCUAAAGGCCCGAGAGAUGCUGGUCCAGGAGAUGGAUGUAGUAAAACACGGCAUGGGUCAUGGAGAUCUGUCUAUGGAGGCGUAUAAUCAGGUGUGGGAGGAGUGUUACAGUCAGGUCCUGUAUCUGCCCGGACAGAGUCGAUACACGCGUGCUAAUCUCGCCAGCAAGAAGGACAGGAUUGAGUCCCUGGAGAAGAAACUGGAGAUCAACAGAGGUCACAUGACCACAGAGGCCAAGCGUGCAGCUAAGAUGGAGAAGAAGAUGAAGAUUCUUCUGGGUGGGUACCAGUCUCGGUCCAUGGGUCUCCUCAAACAGCUGAGUGAACUUUGGGAUCAGGUUGAACAGGCCAAUACGGAGCUCCACACCUUCCAGGAGCUGAAGAAACAAGAGGAUCAGGCCAUUCCUCGCAGACAUGAGGCUCUGAGAGAAGACGUACAGAGACAACAGGACCGAGAGAAAGAGCUCCAGCAGAGAUUUGCAGAUCUGCUUCUGGAAAAACAAACACUUGGACAAAAGUUGUAAAUGGGACAUUCAUUCUGAACAUCUCUGCAUUUCUUCUCCUGAAUGUACGUAGUUGUCUGUGUGCUGUAUUAUCUCUAGACAAAAGAACAGCAUGUGCAUGUGUGGUGUACAACUUUACGGUCAGUCUGCGUUAACGCUUCAAGCUCAGCAAAUAUUUUACUUUUAGUGGAUGGACCACAGGGAUGUUAAAUUGGCAAAAUAUUUUGCUUUUUUGUUUUUAAAAUUAAUUGUAUUUCAAUUUUGUGGGUAAACCACCUCAGUGUAAAUAUUCUCUUGCAUAUUUUUUCAUGUCAAAUUUCAGAUUUCAAGUGGAAUAAUUGUCUGCAUUGAUCUAUACAUCAUUCACAAAAUAAAUCAUCGAUUAUGAGUUGAA
Paramisgurnus dabryanus is the source of this 2940-nucleotide messenger RNA. RefSeq names its product CDC5 cell division cycle 5-like (S. pombe) (gene cdc5l). The record is from RefSeq and is a predicted model, not a curated record. NCBI's taxonomy places the organism in Eukaryota, Metazoa, Chordata, Actinopteri, Cypriniformes, Cobitidae. Gene Ontology annotation, cellular component: Prp19 complex; spliceosomal complex. Gene Ontology annotation, biological process: mRNA splicing, via spliceosome; regulation of transcription by RNA polymerase II. Gene Ontology annotation, molecular function: RNA polymerase II transcription regulatory region sequence-specific DNA binding; DNA-binding transcription factor activity, RNA polymerase II-specific.